This is a messenger RNA of Syzygium oleosum, 2466 nucleotides long. RefSeq lists its product as uncharacterized. The record is from RefSeq and is a predicted model, not a curated record. Gene Ontology annotation, molecular function: protein binding. Gene Ontology annotation, biological process: SCF-dependent proteasomal ubiquitin-dependent protein catabolic process. Bases 77 to 1789 code for a protein of 570 amino acids. The transcript has 2 exons. NCBI's taxonomy places the organism in Eukaryota, Viridiplantae, Streptophyta, Magnoliopsida, Myrtales, Myrtaceae. Gene Ontology annotation, cellular component: SCF ubiquitin ligase complex.
GUCGUCCUUUUACUGCGUGUCGCGCUCGCUUCGCUUCGAUUGGAUUCCGUCGGAACUGAGCUCGGAAACCCUGACGAUGUCGGACGCAUCGGAGCGCAGCAGGGAGCUGCCGCGGGAGGUCUGGGAGACCGUCUUCGCGUCCCUGGACUCCGAGGCGGACCUCGAGCCCCUCUCCACCGUGUGCAAGCAGUUCCUCGCCAUCGCCGACGCCCUCCGCGCCUCCCUCUCCGUCCCCGACCACCUCGCCCCUCACCUCCCCUCCCUCCUCUCCCGCCUCCCUUCCCUCAGGUCCAUCGACCUCAGCCCCUUCCGCGGCGACCCCUCCGGCGUCCUCCUCCAGAUCGCCCGCUCCCGGCUGCCCCUCCUCGAGCGCCUCGACCUCUCCAACCACCAGUACCUCCGCCUCGACGGGCUGCGGGAGAUGGGGUCCAAGUUCGGGGCCCUGAGGGUGCUGGUGCUGUCCAGGGUCGCGCUUCUGCAGGACAGCGACCUGGUCUCCGUCGCCGGGUGCUUCCCCAUGCUGGAGGAGCUCGACGUUAGCUACCCGGAGCUGAGCCCUUCGGCUCGGGUCACGGAUCGCGGCGUCUCGGCCCUGUCGCGGAAGCUGAGGAGGCUGUCGCGGAUCGACGUAUCGGGGAAUCAGUUCGUCUCCGAUCAGUCCCUGAUCGCGCUGUCCGUGAAUUGCCCGUCCCUGAGGGAAAUUGGUUUUAGGGAUUGUAGCUUUAUCACUCAGAGCGGCAUUGCUUCGUUGAUAAAGAACAGGCCUGAGUUGGUCUCCCUGGCCGCGAACGACAUCGGGUUGGCGAUUUUGUACGAGGAGCUGGGCGAUUCGUUCGGUUACGCGAGGGGUUUGAGGAGCCUGGAUUUCUCGCACUCGUUCAUCUCGGAUGGGCUGCUGAUGUCUGUCGCCGAGGCGAAUAUACCGUUGAAGAGCCUCGUUCUUUCGCAUGCUUCGGGGUUUACAUUCGACGGGAUUCAGGAGAUCGUGCUGAAGCACGGGGGCAUCGAGGUCUUAGAUUUCGAGGCGGUAAGUUUCCUCACGGAUCACUACAUGGGCGCGAUAUGCGAGGUGCUUCGCGGCCUGACCUCCAUUAACGUCAGUCUCUGCUCGAGGCUCACGAUCACUACAUUGCAUGACCUCGUGAGACGAUGUCCCCUGCUGAAGGAUAUCAAGAUGGAGAGGACCAACCUAAAGAAGUAUGGUGCUAAUGAAACUGAUAUGGCGGCGAAUUCUCAGGUGAGGUCUCUUAACAUAUCCCAUAAUGCGAAAAUGACCGACGAAUGCCUUGGGAAGAUCGCGCGUACAUGCCCCAACUUGCGGUAUCUUAACGUGGGCUAUUGCGCGGAGAUAACUGGGGAUGGCAUUAUGGGCGUGCUGAAGAGCUGCCGUGAAAUCAAGCAUUUGGAGAUCAGUCAUUGCAGGAACACGGCAAAUCUAUGCUUCGACUUUGAACUCCCGCAGUUGGAGGUCUUGCAAGCAGAAGGGUCGGGACUGAACGACCAGCAACUAGCGGCAAUCGGAAGGAGAUGCUGUCAUCUCAAGCGCCUUGACUUACCAAACUGUUUGAAUGUGUCGGCCGUAGGGGUGAAGGAGGCGGUGAGCCAUUGCAGGACACUGAGGGAGAUAAAUCUGAGGUGGUGUAAUAAUAUAAAUGUCGAUAUCGCAGUUCUAGCUUGGAUGGUGUCCGCGAGGCCGUCGUUGAGGAGAAUAGUCCCACCACGCGGAUCCAUCUUAUCCAAAAGCCAGAGGGAUUUCUUCUUGCGACACGGUUGUCUUGUUUGUGAUUAGGGACUUCAAAAGAGACAGUGGAGGAGGGUUUCGAUUUGGAGCUGAAACCGGAUCAAGAUAUACAGGUUUACAUUCGACGGAAUGAGGCUAAGAGUUUCUUGAUUUCUACACGCUACUUCGAUAAUAGCGUGGCAGUUCCCAUUCAUUCUAAAAGAGGCGAUACUCUUCACAAUGAUCAUGCGAGUCUCUAGCGCCAAAUGAAGUGAGCGUGCCUGUCUGCACGAUUCGGAUUGUGUUUGCACGAUUCGGAUUGAAGGGCUUGAUCACGACUGCAAGUCUGCAAAGUGGCGCCCCCCCAAAUGAGCCGACGACUGCCAUGUUUGCAAGACGGCAUGCGGAUGGCCUGCCGCGCUGCCAUGGACACAAAUUGAUAAAUCAUCAUGGGGAUAAGAGCAGAGGCAUCUCAUACUUCAGUAAAACCAGUCUGAUGAAAGAAUGGACAAUCGCAUCGGUGGUACCCGUGCUAUCUUGUCUAAAUUCAAAUUCAUCCCUCUUUUCCUUCGGAUGAUCUCUACUUCUUUUAGAAAGGUCGAUGUCGUCUCAUAAAAAUAUCAUGUCAAACAAGAUAACCGUUCCAUAGUCCUUUAGAGUGGCUUCGAUGUAUUUCUAAGGUUGUUUAAAAUGAUGAUUAGCACAUCUUGUGAGGAAUGUAAGGUGAUGUAUGUAACAUAUUUAUU